UCGAAUAUCCAAGAUAUCCGUCGAGGAGGAAAACAUCGGGCUGAUAUCGGCCAACGUCUGCCCAGCGAAACGUGACCGACUUGAUCAUACCGGCCAGCUUCGUAUCUUUCUGUCUGAACGAGCCGAUAGCCGCCAAAUGCAGCUUAGCAGGAGUAUGAUGUCUACUUUCGUUAUUCUGUCAGCUCUGAUUGCCAUCUCAUCGCAAGGUGUGGCAGCCUCCAGAAAUCUGCAGCAGGCCCCAGCUCCGGCUCCUGCAGCCUCAUCCCCCAUCGAUGGAGUCCUGGCCCUGACUGCUGGCAAGGCUGCCUUCAUCAACGGCACAGCCCUUGUGCUGUACGACAUUGCCAACACCACCUCCUACGUCAAGUUCCCCCCCUCGCCCAAGGCGGGCGCUGUCUCUCAGACCUACCUGGUGAGUGCCAGCAUGGCGGAUCUUGGCGGCAAGUGGGCGGGUGGCCCUCAGGCGGCCCUCUCCGGCUCCUACAACGGCAACGCCUCCACCGUGCUUGUGCAGCUCGAUGCGCCCAAGUACGACUCUGCCAAGAACACAAUCACCUUCAACUACAGCGUCCUGCCGGUCAACGGCACCACUCUGCCCGGAGUCGGCGGCACUGUCAAUGGCAUUGUGUCAAGCAACAACGGCGCUGAGGGUUCCGGCACAUCGGUGCUGCCCUACGUGACCCCGGGGUCGACCACUUUCUACAAUGCCAGCCUGGCGGCUGAUGUGGCGGACAUUAUGUCAUAUGUGGACGCCCCUGUCGCCUCCCAGAAGGCCGGCCUGAUCAGGGUUCCCCUGGGCUGGGGGGGCCCCUGGGGUUUCUGGGGAUGAAAUUCGAAUUCAAAAUUCAAGCGUGAUUACAAAUUUGGCGCUAUCACGCAAUAAACGCUGCCGGCUAAAUACGGGCACGCUCACGUUGAUACCCUGUCACUGUGGGCAGCAUGAUCAAGAAUAUCUCACAGCCUGGUCCAUUGAAAUUACUCAUGUCUGGUAAAGAGACAAGGUAGUGUCUGCGGCUGUAUUGUAUGAGAGCGGCUC
This is a messenger RNA of Coccomyxa subellipsoidea C-169, 1036 nucleotides long. RefSeq lists its product as hypothetical. The transcript is spliced from 6 exons. The coding region runs from base 137 to 829 and encodes 230 amino acids. The record is from RefSeq and is a predicted model, not a curated record. NCBI's taxonomy places the organism in Eukaryota, Viridiplantae, Chlorophyta, Trebouxiophyceae, Coccomyxaceae.